AUGGAGAACAUUUCUACAGCGGUAGCAACCGUGGGGAAACUGAAACCUGAGAUUCGUCUGGCUCAAACCAUUUCAGAAUUCAGCGUUUCUCUCAAGCGCCGUCGAGAUGACUCUCACAUCCGCUUCAAGAACUUGCAGACAAGAAGUCCACCAACCGCCAUGGAGGUUUUGCAAUUAACAGAAGAGAUCAAUCGAGAUGGGGCUCACCGUCACCGGUCUUGGAGGCCCAACGCCACCCGUCUCGUCACUGUUCUGGAGAGAAUUUGUCAAUUCGCCCCUAUUGGCGACGUCCUUGUUGGAGGCGCCCAAAACCUCUUGGCGUCUGGGGUUUGGGCCACGGUCAGGAUGACUCUGGAGACUCAGGCGUACAUGUGCGAGUAUGUCAUUGUUUUCAUCAAAAUAUGCAAAAAGAUCACCAUCGACGCCCAUAAAUCAUUUGCGUCUCACCUCGCAACGUCUUUCACUUCCACCUUCGACUCGGUCUUCAAACCACUGGAAGACGACUUGCGAUCAUGGGGUCAGUUGAUUGAAAAUCGCGUAGCAGUACUCGUUGCAAAGGCCAAUGUUGAAAGCAACUUGUCUUCUAUUGAGAGAUUCAGCCGAUUCCAGGUUAUGAUUUCCCGCGAUGCCGCUCAUCGGGACCGAGAAACGCGUGCGCAUCGACUUUUUGAAGCCUUGGCUCCCAAUCAGAAGGAGUUCGAGUCCAUUUGGACGAGGGAGCGAAAGAAGGGGACCUCUAGUUGGAUCCUAAACGACAAGAGCUACCAAGAGUGGCUGGGCACAAAGACUUCAGCAACGUUGUGGCUGCAGGUCUGGCAAUGUGUACUGGUCCUGGAUGGCUUGGACGAAGCUCCUCUGGAAGAGGUGGAAUCAGUUCUCGACCUGGAAAGUUACAUAUCGGCCGAGGUCGAAAACUGGAAGCUCAUCAGGCCAAUAUCAAGCAGGCUUGAACAGCUAGUCAAGGAACAGCUACUAGUACGUUCUCAGGGCAUGUUUCUGUGGCUCUCACUGCAGAUUGAGGCCAUUUGCCCCAAGUACACUCGAGAACUUCGUUCUGAGUCUGAAAUUCUCGACAUCAUCAACAAUCUUCCCCGAAAUCUUCCACAGGCGUUUGAUCAAGCAAUUUUAAGAAUCCCGGACAUGAAGUACGGAUCGCGAGUUUUCCAGCUUAUCGCGUCAGCAGACCCAUGUCUUUCACUGGAUGAGCUUCGUGUGGCUCUGAACGUCCAACCCGGAUCCUCGAUCUGGAGUUCUUCAACUAUGCAUCCCUCCGGAUUCACUUUGGCCUCGACAUAUGGUGGCAGUCUAUUGGAGAUUGACGAGGAGGACUCAUGUAUCAGGUUCAUUCAUCACAGUGUCCUGUUACACCUCGUUCAAGCCCCGGCGUUGCCUGCAGCUUCUCCUUACCACUUUCAUCUGCAUCAAGCAGAGUUUGAACUCGGUGCCAUCUGUGUCACUUAUCUCAACUAUGGGGUAUUCGAGAAUAGCAUGUCACAUGCCCAGAAUGUUUCGUUUGACAAGAUUCCUGGUACUGUGGCAAACUCGAUCUUAAGUCCAAAUGCCCUGACAAGAAGACUCAUUUCCCUUAUGUCCCUCGACAGGCGAGCCAGAGCUUCCAACGUAGAUCUAGAGCGAUUGAACUAUGACCUACACCAGUAUCGAUCAGAAAUCCAAGACGACAUCCAUCUGUUCCUCCCUUAUGCCAGCAAACACUGGCUCAGACUUACCAAGUGUUUCUCCGAGGCUAUCGACCCAUUGAUUUAUUCACUCUGGGAGAAUUUGGUGUCCGGUUCUGUAUCGUCCGCAUCAUCCAGCCUCCCUUGGUCUCCAGGCUCCGUGGCCGGUGCAACGAAAUGGUCCCUCUACAACCGUCACGGACCAUUGUUCCGACAUCUAUUGGGUAGCUCCGACGCCGUCGUCGUCAAGGAAGUCCUUCGGAUUACACUCACAGUGAUCAAACAGUAUAAAGUGGACCUGGAAACAUCAACAGCGGAGGCCUACCCCAUUAUCUCAAGACUAAAUGAACUACACCACCACUAUCUACGCCACGAGUUCUUCCUAUCGGGAGAAGACGCUGGGCUCCUGGUCCCCACGUACCUACUACAUAUGGGUCUCGAUGUACCAGUGCUCAAUUAUUUAGUCGAAAUGGAAUGCCUGCCUUUUGGCACUGGCGAUAAAUAUUGCCAGUUCAAAGACCCAGUUGCCGUCGAAAUGGCUCUCGGUACCAUCGCCCGACAUGGGAUACCAAGAGUUCUACUUUUCCUUCAACAAGAAAGUCAAGAGGAAGCGGACAGGGACAGAUGCAUCAAAUCUGCGCUACUUCUUGCGCACUAUCUUCCCAGCAUUGAUACUACCCUUAGCAAUGGUUCCACCAUUUUACAUACCGCUAUCAAGCAUGGAUUUGAGGACCUUGCAGAAACACUGCUCAAAGACCGAGGAGCAGAUCCAGACGGCGCCCGUCUCCAGGGCAUCUCCAGCCCCUUGCAGCUGUGUCUUCAAAAGAAGUUCAGGCACCUAGCUGUAAUACUGACCCAAAUGGGGGCUGACAUCAUCGCGACGCCAGACAACGGCCUUCCUCCAUUCUUUUUAGCCAUGGGUUUACGUGAUUUGCGGCUUUUUGAUGCAAUGUGGCACGGAAAUCCCCAUCGAUCAUCGCGCCAAUACGGUCCAAAGAAAGAAACAGCGUUCCAAUUUGCGUGCAGGGUCUACUGCGAUCCGAUUAGCAAAGACUAUCCAGACAUCUCAGAUGCUCUCGAUAACAUCCUCGCCAAGGACCCCGACGUGAACCGUCCCAACGGUGACGGUGAAACCCCGCUGAUGAUCACUGCCAUGACGGGCAAUCUUGAGUUGAUGGUACGACUCUUAGACCAAGGGGCGGAUCCAACACUUGCGGGUGUUAAUGAGGCAACGCCUCUUCAUCUGGCAGUGGGGGAUACAGUUGCAAAGCUGCUUGAGGUUGGUGUUGACCCGAACAAGGUGACACCUGAUGGCGUAUCACCGCUCAUGGUGGCCUCACUCCUAGGCGACAUUGCUGCUGUCAAGAUCCUCAUUCACGGUGGUGCGCUGCGUUUCCAGGCUGUCGCUGGUGCGGGGCCUCUGUCAGAGGGUGGAAAGGCACUCUUCAGAAUGUCAAAGAGAUGCCCGAGAUUCUACGACGCGGAAAGCUCUACUCGCAAUGUAACAGUAGACAAGAUCGAGGCAGGUGAUACAGCCCUCUCACUCGCCAUAGCUCGGCUGGAGUUUAUGACUGGCGAUAAGGAGCAAAUCAGUCGUCUACGUCAGAUUGUGAAGGACACUGUCAAUAAGGAUGCCCAGAACAAAGUCAGGGCAAAGGUCACGCAUAUCACGGAACGAUGGGAUGACUUCGAGACGAUUGUGCUUGAAUUGCUCUCACGGAAGCAUGGCGCAGUGCUUUGGCCAGAGAGGGAAGCUAUCACGCGCCGGUACCGACACACACAUUGCUGGCAAACAAUCUUAGUCGCGACCCGUUGA
Molecule: messenger RNA, 3492 nt
Organism: Colletotrichum tamarilloi
Lineage: Eukaryota; Fungi; Ascomycota; Sordariomycetes; Glomerellales; Glomerellaceae
Product: NACHT domain-containing protein
Exons: 4
Coding region: 1-3492 (1163 amino acids)
Molecular function (GO): protein binding
Source: RefSeq, a predicted model, not a curated record